Molecule: messenger RNA, 824 nt
Organism: Anopheles moucheti
Lineage: Eukaryota; Metazoa; Arthropoda; Insecta; Diptera; Culicidae
Product: thialysine N-epsilon-acetyltransferase
Exons: 3
Coding region: 134-742 (202 amino acids)
Molecular function (GO): N-acetyltransferase activity
Source: RefSeq, a predicted model, not a curated record
UCUUGUGCCGUUCGCAGAAACGGCAGGAUCUGGCCAGCCGAGCUAGAAAGGGAUCUCCCCGGAACGGAAACGUAGUUUAUUGCGCUUCCGCAAUUACGUGCCGGGACCCGGUAGCCGGUAACCGGACCGCGCAAUGGCGACGGCCCACAAGGAUAACGGUGUGAUCGUACGGCGGACGCAGAAAGACGAUCUGCCGGAAGUGAUCGCUAUGAUACAGGAGUUGGCUGACUUCGAGAAGAUGCCUGACGGACCCCAGCUGACCGUGGGCGACUUGAUGCGGGACGGUGGAUUUGAGGAGCGGAGCACAGCGGACGGUGCACCAGUGUUUCAUAGUUUUGUGCUGGAAGCUCCUGCCGACCCGGAAUGGCUCGCUAAUCAGGAGCGGCUAACGUCAUUGCAAUCGGUCGAUCCGGCAAACGCGAGACCUCUAACCCGGAAAUUGAUUGGAUACGCUAUCUGCUACUACUCGUACUCAACAUGGCGCGGAAAAACUCUCGCACUGGAAGAUAUUUACAUCCGUCCGGCCUACCGUGGUAAUGGCUAUGGAGAGCUAUUCUUUCGUGCCUUAGCAAAACACGCGCUGGAUAAUCGGUGCUCGAGAAUCGAUUUCCAUGUGCUGAACUGGAAUCCCGCCACAAAGUUUUAUCGCCGAAUGGGUGCGCUGGAUUUAACGGAAACUGAGUGCUGGCACUUUUAUCGACUUCAAAAGGAUGCCAUUGAACAGCUCGCACGUAAUGCGUGAUCGUGCCCUGCUACUGCGGGACACAUUUAUUGAAAGUAUUAAAGACACACAGCAAAGUUAAUUAAAGACAACUUGAUGAACA